CACAUGACGAGAAAAAAACGCACCCCACACGCAAUUAUCUUUAUGCUCACGAGGCUACACGCCUGCGCCACCCAGUGUACGAAUUCUGAAGCAAUUGGUUGACAUAUGCCACUGGGUAGGCUACUUAUUAAGGAUUCCAAAACAUUCACUGGCCACCCCCCGUUAUUUGAAUGCAACACAUGUGCUUGAGGAAUUAACGCAAUAUCUCCACAAAUAUGUAUAAACUUUUACGGCAAUUGAACCGAUUAAUUCCACUAGGCUUCAAAUGUAAGCCUACACUUAGCCGCAAUUCCUAACCGAGUAAUGAGAUUCACUGCGCUAAGCCAGUUAUUCCUUGUCGCAACAUUACUCAAGCCAAAUUAAGAAAUCAUUUUUUUUUCUCCUUGAAGCCUUGCAGUCUACCACCACCACGUAAGCUGUUUGGUUUCAUUGAAGAAGAGUAACUCUCAUUUUAUAUUAACUUCCAGUUUACGCAUGAUACACUGGAAGACACUGACCCCCCUCCCUCUCCCCCUCUCUCCCUCUCUCUCGCUUUCUCUGUCUUUCUCUCUCCGUCUCCCUCAACCACACACCACACAACGCAAGAGUUGACGGGAGGUAAUCCCCUCCAUGUGAGGAGGCGGACCGGGUGUGGAGGCGUGUUGUUUUUCAUUCAAAUCCUUACUAGUCCUAUAAAAGCAGAACUUUAGGCAGAGGGUGUCGAAGUAGAUGGGAGAGAGGUAACCGACACGAUUGUCUCCCCGGCCGGAGGGUAACGGAGAUGCAGCUGUCUGCAGGUGUCCAAACGGCGCGGGUGCUGAGGUACGCAACCGUAUGCCUGCUGCUCUUCCCCCGCUUUUUGCUGGCGGCUUUGAUGUUGUGGCUUCUCGACUUCCUCUGCAUCAGACGGAAGGUCCUGAUGAAGGUGAGGGAACAGGAGACAAAUGCCGACGAUCCCCCAGUGUGCGUGUCCGACUCGAACAAAAUGUUUACAUGGGAGUCGCUCCGCGCCGUCUGGUACGGCCAAAAACUGGACCUUUUCAAAUCGGCACACCUGGGAUAUAGCGCGCCGAACACCGAAGUAGUUCAGCUUCACCCUCGUAAGCGAACGCGCAUUCUGGACUAUGCGCGGGGACGCAGACCACUCAUUCUAAACUUCGGCAGCUGCUCCUGACCGCCGUUUAUGACGCGUCUGUCAGCCUUCCAACGGGUCGUCAGUCAGUAUGCGGACAUUGCAGACUCUCUGCUUGUAUAUAUCGAGGAGGCACAUCCGUCAGAUGGAUGGGUGAGCACCGACGCUCCAUACCAGAUUCCCAAACACCAGAGUCUGGAUGACAGGCUGAAAGCCGCAAAGCUUAUGCAUCUGGAGACUCCUGCCAUCGUCGUGGUGGUCGAUACCAUGGAGAAUACAUCCAAUGCAGCUUACGGGGCAUAUUUUGAGAGACUUUACAUCCUUAAGGAUGAAAAGGUUGUUUUUCAGGGAGGUAGAGGUCCGGAGGGAUACCGGAUCUCGGAGCUGAAAAAUUGGCUCGAGCAAUACCGGAACACCCUUGAUAAUUCCAGAACUGUGGUUGUUCACGUUUAAUGUGAAUUUAAAUCGUUAUUUAAUCUACGUUCAAAAGAAUGGUGCAUCAGAGAAAAUAUGAAUUUAGGGCCACCAAGCUGCUAUGACUGGUGAACGACAUAUUUUGUUUUGUUUAAAAGUCUUGUGGAAGUUGUGUUCUAUUUAGAGUGGUAACGCGAACGCAUGAUAAGCUGUUGUGAUUGUGUUGCCCUUGUUCGUUUUGUUAAAAAAUGUCCCUAUGUUUACAGUGCGUGAAAAUUAAUAUUUCCUCAUUGUUUGCACCCGCAGUUUAUUGAUCCCCUGAUUGUAUUUUAUUUUUAUAUUCUGUAUGUGUGUAUGUAUGUAUGUGAGAGUGGGCGCGCGUUUCUGUUGCCAUGAGGCUGAGUCUGAGUGCUCCUGUGUUGUUGUGAAGUUCGGUUUUUAAAAGGUUUCUCACCAGAAAACCGAUACUGAUGGAUUUAAACACUCGAUAACUCGGUGAUCAGCCAAUGUCAACAUGAUCAAUUGCCAAACAAUGUUUUGUAAAUUAUGUCUAUUUUGCCGAUCAGAAAAUUAGCCUAUUUUUAAAUAAAUGUUAGAAUUGACAA
Messenger RNA from Alosa alosa (allis shad), 2130 nucleotides. Its product is annotated as thyroxine 5-deiodinase-like. The transcript has a single exon. Lineage: Eukaryota; Metazoa; Chordata; Actinopteri; Clupeiformes; Clupeidae. Gene Ontology annotation, molecular function: thyroxine 5'-deiodinase activity. The record is from RefSeq and is a predicted model, not a curated record.